ACGGGGCGGACGGGGCGGGAAAGACAGGCGUGAUAGACCGGAUGCACGCCUCGUUGGCCAUGAUCCUCGGAUGCUUGCACACGGCGGCCAUCAAUUGGGAUUGGUUCUUCGACAGCCCGACAUCGGCGCGCGACGCCGUGACCGACUACUUCCCGCGCGCGGAAUACCUGGACCUCCUCGACGCAGACACCAGGACGGCCAUCGAGCGCCUCACGACCGCGAGCCACGACAUCCACCUGCCGCCAACCGCCGCCGGCGCCGGCGGCGGCGACGAUGACACGAUCGGGCCGCCCGCGCACACCGCGUGGUCCUACCGCACCGCCGCGGAGCAGACAAAGUACUGCUUCGCCGAGCGCGCCGUCGGCCGCAUCAGGGGCUUCAUGGUGACCCUCCCGUCGCGGUGCGUUUGUGGGCCCGACCUGGUCGAGGGCCUGCGCGCCCGCGAGCCCAUGGCCAUGUUCGUCCUGCUGUACUGGGGCGUGCUGCUCGACGGCUGCGCCGCGGACCCGUGGCUGUGGUGGGCCGGCGCGACGACGGGGCGAGACGUGGUCGCGGAGACGUCGGCGGUUCUCGCUCGGUCGCCCGCCUACGGGCUGGAGGAUGUGCGCGAGGGCAUCGCAUGGGCGAGAGGACAGGUCGGAUUGGGGGUGCUCGAUGCUGCCGCCGCCGCCUAUUGAAUCCUUGUCGUGGCCGUAGCUAGUACAUUUCGACAGACGUUGACCGUCGUUGGCGACAUAAUAGCAAACAUCUGUCUAGCACCACCGACGUUGAGUGCAGUACGGACGUAUAUACCGUAAAG
Molecule: messenger RNA, 799 nt
Organism: Purpureocillium takamizusanense
Lineage: Eukaryota; Fungi; Ascomycota; Sordariomycetes; Hypocreales; Ophiocordycipitaceae
Exons: 1
Coding region: 42-677 (211 amino acids)
Source: RefSeq, a predicted model, not a curated record